This is a messenger RNA of Menidia menidia (Atlantic silverside), 2833 nucleotides long. The record is from the annotation of a GenBank genome assembly. NCBI's taxonomy places the organism in Eukaryota, Metazoa, Chordata, Actinopteri, Atheriniformes, Atherinopsidae.
CUGGUGGGGUUGGGGGGACACGAUAAAGAAAAGGGCAGACGUCGUUUCCGCCUUUUCUCAGCCGCUCUGAACCCGUCGACGCGGAUUGGCCGGGAGCGGCGCGCCAAACGUCACACGUUUGAGAGGCUUUGUGAGGCUUUUGACCGCAGCAUGGACGUGGCUACCGCCGCCGCGGAGGCCGCCGGGGCCACCGUAAAGGACGAGCUGGCCGAGAAGUGCCAGAAGCUUUUCCAGGCUUUCCUCGAGGAGUUUCACACCGGGGAUGGCGAGGUGAAGUACGUCCGCGAGGCCGAGGAGCUGAUCAGGCCGGAGAGAAACACUCUUCUGGUCAGCUUUGUUGACCUGGAGGGCUUCAACCAGGAGCUGGCCACCACCAUUCAGGAGGAGUACUACAGAGUGUAUCCGUACCUCUGCCGGGCAGUGCGGAACUUUGCCCGGGAUCACGGGAACGUCCCCCUCAACAAGGAGUUCUACGUGGCCCUGGAGGAGCUGCCCACCCGACACAAGAUCCGGGAGCUGUCCUCCAUGCGCAUCGGCACCCUGGUGAGGAUCAGCGGUCAGGUGGUGAGGACCCACCCGGUCCACCCCGAGCUGGUGAGUGGCCUCAGGGAGCCCUCUGGGGUGAGCGGCACCUUCCUGUGCAUGGACUGCCAGGCGGUGGUCAAAGACGUCCCCCAGCAGUUCAAGUACUCCCCGCCCACCAUCUGCAGGAACCCCGUCUGCAACAACCGCUCCCGCUUCCACCUGGACACGCACAAGUCCAAGUUCGUGGACUUUCAGAAGGUGCGGAUCCAGGAGACGCAGGCGGAGCUGCCCCGCGGCUCCAUCCCCCGCUCCCUGGAGAUCAUCCUGCGGGCGGAGGCGGUGGAGACGGCUCAGGCCGGAGACCGCUGCGACUUCACGGGGACCCUCAUCGUCGUGCCGGACGUCUCCCAGCUCACCACCCCCGGUAUGGGCCGCGUCCCACCCAGCAGAGGUGUUCGAUCGGAGACCAGCAACCGCGUCCCGGGAGGCCGGCAGGGCUUCGAGUCGGAGGGUCUGAGGGGACUGAAGGCUCUGGGGGUCAGAGAGCUGUCUUACAGGUUGGCCUUUCUGGCCUGCAACGUGGCCCCGACCAACCCCAGGUUUGGCGGCAAAGAGCUGCGGGACGAGGAGCAAACGGCCGAGAGCAUCAAGAGCCAGAUGACGGAGAAGGAGUGGGAGAAGGUGUUCGAAAUGAGCCAGGAUAAGAACUUGUACCACAACCUCUGCACCAGCCUCUUCCCCACCAUCCACGGCAACGACGAGGUGAAGCGCGGCAUCCUGCUGAUGCUGUUCGGAGGCGUUCCCAAGACCACCAUGGAGGGAACCUCCCUGAGGGGCGACGUCAACGUCUGCAUCGUGGGGGACCCCAGCACCGCCAAGAGCCAGUUCCUGAAGCACGUGGAGGAGUUCAGCCCCCGAGCGGUGUACACCAGCGGCAAAGCCAGCAGCGCCGCCGGUCUGACGGCCGCCGUGGUCCGGGACGAGGAGUCGCACGAGUUUGUGAUCGAGGCCGGCGCCCUGAUGCUGGCGGACAACGGGGUGUGCUGCAUCGACGAGUUCGACAAGAUGGACCUGAAGGACCAGGUGGCCAUCCACGAGGCCAUGGAGCAGCAGACCAUCAGCAUCACCAAGGCCGGAGUCAAGGCCACCCUGAACGCCCGCACGUCCAUCCUGGCCGCCGCCAACCCGGUCAACGGGCGCUACGACCGCAGCAAGAGCCUGAAGCAGAACGUCAACCUGAGCGCCCCCAUCAUGAGCCGCUUCGACCUCUUCUUCAUCCUGGUGGACGACUGCAACGAGAUCUCCAGUGAGUCGGAGGAGUUCAUCGUGGAGCAGUACAAGCGCCUCCGCCAGCGCGACGGCGCCGGGGGCGUGUCCAAGUCCGCCUGGAGGAUAACGGUGCGGCAGCUGGAGAGCAUGAUCCGCCUCUCGGAGGCCAUGGCCCGCAUGCACUGCUGUGACGAAGUGCAGCCCAAACACGUGAAGGAAGCCUUCCGCCUCCUCAACAAGUCCAUCAUCAGGGUGGAGACGCCUGACGUCAACCUGGAGCAGGAGGAUGAGCUGGAGGAGGAGGAGCCGCCGCAGGAGGAAGGAGACAAUGUCCCGAAUGGAGUGAACGGAGGGGCGGACGGCAUUAAUGGCCAUGUUAAUGGUGUGAACGGCCACGCCGAGGCCCAGCCCAAACCCUCCCUCCGCCUGUCCUUCUCCGAGUACAAACGCAUCUCCAACCUACUGGUCCUCCACCUGCGCCGAGCCGAGGAAGCUGAGGAAGAGGCCGAGCUACAGAAGACCGCCGUGGUGAACUGGUACCUCAAGGAGAUCGAGUCGGAGAUCGACUCCGAGGAGGAGCUGAUCAACAGGAAGGGUCUGAUAGAGAAGGUCAUCCACAGGCUGGUUCACUACGAUCACAUUCUCAUCGAGCUGUCUCGGGCGGGGCUGAAGGGCUCCGAGGCGGCGGGCCCAGAAGAAGAAGCUGUCCUGGUCGUCAACCCAAACUAUAGCCUGGAGGACUAAACUGUCUUUUACAUAGAAUGUUCAUAAAGGAUUUGGAGAUAAUGUUAGACUUUUUUUCUAGUUGAACUGGGCUGUACAAACACACAAUUUUGCAGGCUAUUAAGAAAAAAAAAAGAUAUUGUAAAUAUGUCUCUCCCAUUUGUCGAAACUGAACUGUCAUUUAAAUGCUCUCCACAACUAUGAGAAACAUGGGCCAACAGCAUAGUUUCUCUUUUUUCUCUUUUUUCAUUGUAAUAUUAUGAAGUAAAGUGUAAACUUGUAAUGUUCUUCUGAGCAAUAAAAAUGUUUCUGCUAA